This is a messenger RNA of Castor canadensis (American beaver), 1104 nucleotides long. It is a transcript of the gene Traf3ip3, whose product is annotated as TRAF3 interacting protein 3. Lineage: Eukaryota; Metazoa; Chordata; Mammalia; Rodentia; Castoridae. The record is from RefSeq and is a predicted model, not a curated record.
GGACAAGUUAAUGAAGACAAAUUGAAGGGCAAACUAAGGUCCUUAGAAAACCAACUCUACACCUGUACUCAGAAAUAUUCCCCUUGGGGAAUGAAAAAGGUGCUCUUGGAGAUGGAAGACCAGAAAAACAGCUAUGAGCAGAAGGCCAAGGAGUCACUGCAGAAAGUGCUGGAGGAGAAAAUGAGGGCCGAGCAGCAACUGCAGAGCACACAGCGGUCCCUGGCCCUAGCAGAGCAGAAGUGUGAAGAGUGGAGAGGCCAAUAUGAGGCUCUGAAGGAGGACUUGAGGAUCCUAGGGACCCAGCACAGAGAGCUAGAGAACCAACUCCACGUACUUCAGUCCAAACUUCAGGGAGCAGACAGCAGAGACUCACAGAUGAACCAGGCCCUGCGACUUUUGGAGUAUGAGCAUCAAGAGUUGCAGGCCAAGAUUGAAUGCCUGCAAGGGGACAGAGACCUGUACAGCUCUGAAACCCAGGACCUACAAGAUCAACUAAAGAGAUCAGAGGAGGAGAAACUCACCCUGGUGACUACAGUACAGCAGCUGCAGGGUCUGCUUCAGAAUCAAUCCUUACAACUUCAAGAACAAGAGAAACUCUUAAAGAAAGAUCAGGAUUUGCCUGUGUGGAAUCCAAAACCAUCUCACAAUGAAAUGGAGCCGGAGGGUACAGGGCAGGAGAAAGACUGGGAUCUCAGAGACCAGCUGCAAAAGAAGACUUUGCAGCUCCAGGUCAAGGAAAAGGAGUGCAGAGAACUGCAUUCAGAAUUAGACAACCUCAGUGAUGAGUACCUCUCCUGCAUGAGAAAGUUGCAGCACUGUCGAGAAGAGCUGAACCACAGCCAGCAGCAGCCGCCCAGAAGGCAAUGUGGCCAGUGGUUCCCAAUGUUAAUGGUGGUGAUUGCUACAGCACUGGCAGUGUUCCUGGCUAACAAAAAUAAUCUACUGAUCUGAAUAACUUGUGACAUGUGCCUGGAGUAAAAUCAGAAGCAAGCAACUCAACGAAAAGCUCAGACAGUUUGGGUACUUUACAGCUUGGAUUUCCCCUCCAAAUGAAUUGGAAUUUCUAUUUUUUUUUUAACCUGCUAUAAAUAAACUUCCCAAGAC